Molecule: messenger RNA, 741 nt
Organism: Psylliodes chrysocephalus
Lineage: Eukaryota; Metazoa; Arthropoda; Insecta; Coleoptera; Chrysomelidae
Source: the annotation of a GenBank genome assembly
GUGUCCAAAUAAGACAGGAGGCCGGUUGUCGUUGGCUGUAGGAUAUGGCCUGUAACUCAGAAACUAUGCACCGUAGAAUUUUGCAAGUGGAGAAUAUGAUAUUUCAAGAGGAGCUACUCGAGCUUAGCACUAAUGAGAAGCUGAAAGUGACAUUUAAAAGAGGGUAUCAAAAAUUUUGGCUUCAGGCAGAAAUACCCGAAAAAUAUCCUGGACUGUGGGGAAUUGUGCAGAAGCUUCUAAUAGCGUUUCCCUCGACAUAUUUCGUCAAAAAAAGUUUUAGUGCCGUUACAAACUUAUUAACAAAAAAAAGGAGCAGAUUGAAUAUCACAGAAAGGAGAGAUGUACGGUUAUUCCUUACAAAACUCAAGCCAAAUAUUGAUAAUUUGCUGUCAAUCCAUCAAGUACAUCCCUCUCAUUAAAAUUAUAUAUUUUUUUAAUUACCAUUGUAGAAAUUACAUUACGUUAUAAGUGUAACAAUUUAUAUAUUUAAAUCUAAAUAAAUACCUACAACACAAGGAAAUAUACUAUAUUUCCUUUUACCACUCCGAAUGGGACGUUUUCUAAAUAAAAUUUGUGAGAAUUGAUUGGUUCUUGAGCUGUAAGUCACUGUAGAUUUUAAAAAAGUAAAGUUGGAUGGAGUCACUUUUUCGUUUGGCCAAUUUUGCUUUUUUGACAUCCAUUCACAGAACAAUCAAUUAAAAUUUAAUUGAAAAUUUGUUUAGUCGACUUUAUUAUCAAAUA